UCAUUCUACCCUGCAGCCUAUUGAGCUUCGCUGCCCAUUGAAUGCGCCACGGCAACGCUUACGCCCACACAUACUCUCCUUCCUACUCCGGCCUCAACGGCUGAGCUGGUAACAUGGACGGCAAGCAGGAUGGUCCGGACACGACCUCGAUCAAGCCCAUGUCGUCUCUCCGGGCUAAGUUCGAGAGCAUGGCGAAAGAGCAGCCAGAUACGGCUCCAGUAACUCCAGUGGGAGCUAAGCCUGCUGCGUUACUAGGCGUGCGAGGGACGUCGCCUACGGCACGACUGGGAACAACAGAUGGAGGGAGGAGGAGUGUAGACAUGGGCGUGCGAUCAACACCGAGUGGACAAUCUCUGCUCGCACCUUCACCAACGUCACAACGGUCUCACACUCCAGGAGGCACAGCUGGUGUAAGGCCAGCCUCCAUGGUGUCUUUGACGCCCACGAAACCGUCUCCACCUACUGUCAAGGUCAAUUCGCCUCGAUCGCCCCAUAAGACAUUCUCGCUGGACUUGCGGCCUGCAGCCAGCGGCACUCUCAUGGCCCCAUUAUUGGCCCCUCUGACUCCGGACAGGACCGGAGAUUCGGCAGGCAAAGGACACGCCAGAAAUAUCAGUAGAACUACCACUCCUGCGUUGGAGGCGCGGAUGGGUGCCUUUUUGCAAGCUGCGGAUACGCCAAAGACUCCCGGUGCAGAGGACAUGGCCCCACCACCUCUCCCGGACAACAAGCCCAAAAGUGAUGCAAAGUCAGACUCUACUCCAGGACCUCCCAGCUUCAAUCGAGCAGCGAAGCCCAAAGUUCCCGUGAAACCACCGGUGCUUGCAAAGAAGCCAAGCAAUUUGUCGCCCCAUGAGCCAGGUAGCGACUUUGCAGACAAGACUCCGUCCCCCUUCACUACGCCUCCUAGCAGUGGCUCAAGCUCUCCCCGUUUGAAUCUUGCAAGUACUAGCCAGCAACCUGCUCGAGGAGGAUUGCAUACUUCAGCUGUCAAUCGCAUCAGGGCUGAUUCUAAUGCUUCGUGGGUACAGAGAGUCCGCGGCGAUUCAGACGCUUCAUUAACUGGACGUGCACGAGCUGAAUCCAACACUUCCACUGCAUCAUUCGUGGAGCCAUCUUCACUUCCAGACGACUGGUUCCCACACUCAAACCGGCCUAGCUCACGUGAUCAUGAACCGAGACACUUGCAACGAGCCCCUACAAUGCCUGCACGGUACACUGGCAUGAAUGGGAGAGGCGCGAGAUCUACCGAGAAUCUGGGCGAAGACGUACCAAGGUUGCCAACCAGGCCGGAACUGCAAUCCCGAACAGGUCGAGUCAGCCCCCCAAAACCUCGAUCCGGGCGGACAAGCCCAUUGAAAACACAAAUGCUGCCGCCUCGGCGGUCUGUCGACGGACUACGGCGAGCGGCAUCGAGGACAGGCCCAGAAGCUGCGCCUCGAAUACCUGCUGUGCCCACGACGAGGAUCAAUACAAAAUCUGCUCUUAGUCAGGGCUUUGGCAGUGCUGCAUCUUCGCCCGCCACUGCAACGCCGACUCGACCUCCCGCAAUCCCGGCACCACGAAGAUCAGUGGACAACCGGAGGUCACUCGACAGGAGAAGGGAGCCGCCUCCGCCACUUUCAGCAGUGAAUGGAAAGUCGCACGACGAUCAAGAAGAGGUCAUACCAUAUGCAAGCAGUGAACAAGGUGUGGCCUUGUCAGACUACCCUGAUGGGACUCGCGCCAACCGAAGGGCUCCAAAAUUCAAACAGCGACCGUGGCAUAUACCGACCGAGUACGACACGCGCUUAUUCGCCGUUUGUGGCGAGUACGUCUGUACGACGGGCUACAUCACCAAAGUGUGGAAUUUCACCACUGGCGAGCAAUUGCUUCAUAUGGAACAUCGAGACAACACCAAGGUCACUUCCAUUGUGUUCAAGCCAUCUCCCGAUGUACAGCAUGAAGGCGAUCGCAUAUGGAUUGGCACAAAUGCUGGUGACAUUCACGAGAUCGAUGUGCCGUCUCAACAGGUGGUCAAGUCGAAAAUUGCCGCUCAUAAUCGCAGAGAAGUGAUUCGUAUGUACCGAUAUGCAUCGGAGCUGUGGACUCUGGACGAUGGUGGUGAGUUACUGGUGUGGAAACCUGAUCCCAAGGGAAUGCCAAGUCUAGACUCGCAAUACAACAACUGGCGAGUCCCCAAGGGGCAUUCAUUCUCGAUAGCAUGCGGGAAGCAGCUGUGGAUUGCAACCGGAAAGGAGAUUCGCGUUUUUGCGCCCAGCGCACUAUCGGACACGGAAUAUCAACUGACACGCUCACCACUAUCUCAGCCUGGAACCGGUGAUGUGACUGCCGGAGCUACGCUCAACCACAGACAGGAGCUGAUCUACUUUGGACACUCCGAUGGCAAAGUGAGCAUAUACAACAGACGCGACUUCUCGUGCCAAGCUGUUGUGAAUGUUAGUGUAUACCGAAUCAGCUGCAUGGCUGGUGUUGGCGAAUACCUAUGGGCCGGCUACAGCACCGGCAUGGCGUACGUUUACGACACGUCAACGACGCCAUGGAUGAUUAGAAAAGACUGGAAGGCGCAUGAGAAGCAGAUGUGUAGCAUCGUUGCCGACUCUUCUGCGAUGUGGAAAAUCGGUCGUUUGAACGUUGUAACGCUGGGUCUCGACAAUUUCCUGCGCAUAUGGGAUGGGAUGCUCCAAGACGACUGGCUUGAAGCUCGCAUGCAAGUGCGCGACUCCGAAUUUUGCAGGUUUCGAGAACUGACGGCAGCGGUACUCACCUGGAACGCCGGAGCUUGUAAACCCGGCCAUCUUCAACAUUCUCCAGAGGAUAAUACUUUCUUUCGCGACUAUCUUACAGCCCGGGAACCGCCGGAUAUCUUCAUCUUCGGCUUCCAAGAACUGGUAGACCUUGAAGACAAGAAAGUGACUGCAAAGUCGUUCUUCAAGAGCAAGAAGAAGGAGCCAGACGAGCAACAGCACAUGUCUUCUCAAUACCGUGCGUGGCGAGAUUACCUAGGCAAGAGUCUCGAUGAUUUCAUGCCUGCGAGCGCAAGCUAUACGCUUGUCCAUACCGCAAGCAUGGUUGGACUGUUUACUUGCAUAUUCGUCAAGUCCACCGAACGGCCUCGCAUACGAAACAUCCACGCGUCGGAAGUAAAGCGUGGCAUGGGUGGUCAUCACGGCAACAAAGGCGCAAUCAUUGUGCGCAUGGUCCUGGACGACAGCAGUAUAUGCAUGGUGAAUUGCCAUUUGGCUGCCGGGCAGACCCAAACGAUGCAUCGCAACAACGAUAUUGCUGAGAUACUAGAAGCGAACACGUUGCCAUCUUAUCCGCUCCAUGAUGGUGAGGUCGCGCAGCACAGCGAUGUCUUUGCUUCGGGAGGCGAUGGAAGCAUGGUCAUGGAUCACGAGAUUUGUAUUCUGAAUGGUGACCUCAAUUACCGCAUUGACACCAUGGGUCGCGAUAGCGUGAUCAAACACGUCCAACAAGGUAAUCUUGCAAGAUUGCUGGAGCGCGACCAGCUCCUGCUGAGUCGUAGAAAGAAUCCUGGAUUCCGCUUGCGAGCGUUUCAAGAGAACCAGAUCAAGUUCGCUCCCACUUACAAGUACAACGUGCACACAGAUCAGUAUGAUACGUCGGAAAAGCGCAGAGCGCCAGCCUGGUGCGAUAGGAUACUUUAUCGCGGCCUCGGGAGGGUCAAGAUGGACGAAUAUAGACGAUGGGACCAGAUUAGGGUUUCGGAUCACCGGCCGGUCAGUGGACGAUUACAGCUCCGGGUGAAGACUGUUGAUCCAGACAAACGCGAAAUCGUGUGGGACAAGUGUCGGAAAGAGUAUGAGAGUGUGCAGCAGAGGAUUGCAAGAGCUGCGCAACUCGAGUAUCUCACAAACACAUUAGGCUUGACGCCGAAAGAAGCCGUGGCUGCGCUGCAGGGAGGAUAGGGGAAUCCUUGAAUGCGAAAAUUCCAGCACGGUAUUUUAAUUGUCGAUUGGAAUGAAGUAUCCAUAAGGCACCUAGUCAUCAUUGAAUCGAAGAUGCACCUCUGGUGGUGCCCAUCUUGGCAGCAGCCAGGCGCUGCUUGCCUCAUCCCAUCACUUCGUUGUCCAAUUG
Sphaerulina musiva SO2202 is the source of this 4101-nucleotide messenger RNA. Its product is annotated as DNase I-like protein. The record is from RefSeq and is a predicted model, not a curated record. The transcript has 2 exons. NCBI's taxonomy places the organism in Eukaryota, Fungi, Ascomycota, Dothideomycetes, Mycosphaerellales, Mycosphaerellaceae. Gene Ontology annotation, biological process: phosphatidylinositol dephosphorylation. Gene Ontology annotation, molecular function: phosphatidylinositol-4,5-bisphosphate 5-phosphatase activity; protein binding. The coding region runs from base 114 to 3932 and encodes 1272 amino acids.